UGAAGUUUUCUCGCGUACGUAAAAAAAAACUCUGUGUGACGAGUGUGAAGAAACUGCCGUGGUUUUAAUUUUGUUUGUCCGAAAAGAAACUAAAAUGUUAAUAUUUUAAAAACCAUAUAAAAUAGAUUCAGCAUUAAAUUCUUAAUAAAUUCCCAUAAACGUGAUAUAACUUAAGCUUUUGCAAGUGUCUGAAAAAUCAACUUCAAAAUUGGCAAUAAAACGACGAAAAUCAAUUAAUUUUUUUUUUCGCUCUGUCACGGACAACUCCAUCGUCGUUGUCGUCUCGUCCUCCAAAAAAAUUAUUCUAAAAAAAAAAAAAGUAGUGUGUUCCGCUCUCUUUUUUUUUAAUAAAUUCUCUUUGCGGAUAUUUAAUUCAUCAUCAACGACAAUCGGAAUUAAUAAACAAUAAAAGAAGAAGCUCCCAGCAGCAGCAAGAAAAUUAAAACCAAUUGGAGAGGUGCUCACUCACUUUUCAGCAGGCUUCUUUUUAUUAAAAUAAUACAAAAAAAAACACGAUUUUAUUGUGUGUAAUGAAUUGUUAAGGGUCUAUAACUGUACGCAUGCUACAAAUUAAUUGGAUUAAUUAGAAAAACAAUAAAAUGUCGUCAUUUUCAAAUGCAAACUAUCCACCACCACCACAGCCACAGCAGUUAUCUUCUGGAAGUGGCAACAUGAUGAUGGUCAAUGGAAUGAGUCAACAAUCAAUGCAGUCAGUUGGACAACAACAACAACCACAACAACCACAACAGCCACAACCAAUAAAAACCAUGCAAAAUAAUUUCCCUCCAACAUCGAAGGCAAUGCCAAGCAUGAACCAAUUUAUGCCACCAACUUCGCAGUACACCCCACAACCGGUGUCUGCACCAGUAACUGCUUCAGGUCCGCUUGCCUCAGCUCAGCCACCAACAUCGACGGCAUAUGGCAAUGGGCCACAAGUACAUGGAAUGCAAGGUAAUCUACCUGGACAUUUAAGGCCCCCUACCGGAGUGCCAUUAACAAAUGGUGGUGGUGGUAAUAGUGUCAACUCAUCGCGAACCGCAUCACCAGCAUUAACUGGUUCACCUAAUCAUUUUGCACAACAACAGCAGCAGCAACAAAGGAUGCCUGUAUCUCAGCAGAAUCCAAUGGCUCCUGCCAACAAUCUCAGCAAUAGUAUGCAAAACCUUUCUAUGGGCAGCAGACCUACCAAUGGUCCAGGUCCACAAAUGCGACCUGCACCAACAACGACAACAACUGUCAGUAGUCCAUCGCAUUUCCCACAAAAUUUCCAGGGAAACUUUAAGACAUCAGCAUUAAAUACAACCCCAGGAAGCGCCUUCCAACAGCCUCCUAGUCAAGGGCAAAUUCCAAGAGGCCCCACUGCACAGCCUAAUGCUUACGGUACAUCGAGUUCGCCGUUGAUUCGGACCGCAAUGCCAGCACAACCGGCGCCAUAUCCAACACCUCCUGCACCACAAUUUGCUACAACACCACAAAAUGCCAAUUAUCCUCCAACAAGUUCCGCUCCCUUUCCAAAUGCAUUCAAUCAGAGUCAACUGAAUAAUAAUAUGGUUCCACCACAAAUGGCAGCAGAAACUCAACAGCAACAACAGCAGUCAGCACCAAUGACAGCACGUCGACCGAUGUAUCCUCAACAACAAAAGGUACCACCACCACUACAGCAACAGCAACAGCAGCCUCAAGCUUAUCCACAGCAAGUCUACCAACAACAGCCAAUGGCACCACAACCAACGAAUGGCCCACAAAAUCCUGGUCAGCAAGGUGCAUAUCCCAGUGUAGUCAAACAGGGAUUCAAUAGUCUUUGGGGCCAUGAUACUGUGGAUCUUAUGCAGAAUCGUCAUGUAUUAUCGCCGGCAACAUUGCCAUUGCCAAAAAUUACUCUGCACAAUCAGUUCCACGAAUCCAUCAAUUGCCAUCCCAAUAUUAUGCGAUGUACCGUUACUAAGAUACCAGAAAGUAAUUCAUUACUUCAAAAGUCAAGACUGCCACUUGGUAUUUUAAUUCAUCCAUUUCGUGAUGUUAAUAGCCUACCAGUUAUCCAGUGUCCAAAUAUUGUUAGAUGUCGCUUAUGCAGGACAUAUAUAAAUCCAUUUGUCUACUUUGUAGAUAGCAAAAUGUGGAAAUGUAAUUUAUGUUAUAGAGUCAACGAAUUGCCUGACGAUUUCCAAUUCGAUCCGGCCACCAAAACCUACGGAGAUGUUACACGAAGGCCUGAAGUUCGUGCUAGUACUAUUGAAUUUAUAGCCCCAUCUGAGUAUAUGUUAAGGCCACCCCAGCCAGCGAUUUAUUUGUUCCUUUUCGAUGUCUCGAUAAUUGCCCAACAAAGUGGUUAUCUUGAAAAUGCGUGUAAUGUUUUGUCAAAACAUUUAACCGAUAUGCCCGGUGAUGCACGUGCUCAAGUUGGUUUCAUUGCAUAUAAUAGUGAAGUACAUUUCUAUAGCAUGGCAGAGGGUUACAAUCAACCUCAUGAAAUGACUUUAAUUGACAUCGAUGAUCCAUUCCUUCCACGACCGGAUAAUCUAUUGGUUAAUUUGAAGGAAUGCAAAGACUUGGUUAAAGACUUGUUGGUACAAUUGCCUGAAAGAUUUGCAGGUACUCAUGAUCCUGGCUCAGCACUUGGAGCUGCUUUACAAGUUGCUUACAAAUUAAUGCAAGCAUCUGGUGGACGAAUAACCGUGUUUCAAACAUGCCUUCCAAACAAAGGUCCUGGUGCUCUAGAGGCGCGUGAAGAUCCAAAUAAUCGUUCAGCCAAGGAUGUUGCACACUUAAACCCGGCCACAGAUUUUUACAAAAGAUACGCUCUCGAAUGCUCUGGUUAUCAGAUAGCUGUCGAUCUAUUUUUACUCAAUCAGCAAUAUAGUGAUCUUGCUACAAUAUCUGGCAUCAGUAAACACAGCGGUGGAGCAGUUCAUCAUUUCCCACUGUACCAAAAGACCAAACCGCAACAUGUUGAUUCAUUCAAACAAUGCUUCAAAAGAUAUUUAGUCAGAAAGAUUGGUUUCGAAGCUGUUAUGCGGAUUCGCUGUACGCGGGGUCUUCAAGUUCAUACAUUCCAUGGAAACUUCUUUGUACGAUCGACAGACCUUCUUUCUUUACCAAAUGUCAAUCCUGAUGCUGGCUAUGGCAUGCAAAUAUCGUAUGAAGAAUCACUUACAGAUGUUAAAACGAUAUGCUUCCAAGCAGCUCUACUCUACACGAAUAGCGAAGGAGAACGUCGUAUUCGUGUGCACACCCUAUGCCUUCCAGUUACGGCCAGUUUGUCCGAAGUAAUGCAUUCGGCCGAUCAAGAAGCAAUUAUUGGAUUGCUAUCAAAAAUGGCUGUUGAUCGGUCAAUUUCGUCAAAUGUAGCCGAUGCUCGGGAAGCCUUCAUAAACGUAACUGUCGAUAUCUUAAGUGCAUUCAAAUUGGCACAGAAUCUACCCUCUGGCCAGGGCGGAUUGAUUGCUCCACGAAAUUUGGCACUGUUACCUUUGUACAUUUUAGCUUUACUAAAACACCCCGCAUUUCGUGUUGGCACUAGUACACGAUUGGAUGAUCGUGUCUUUGCAAUGGAUGAAUGCAAGACUUUACCCCUGGAUCAACUAAUGAAGUACAUUUAUCCUGAGUUCUAUCAUAUUGACAGUUUGUUUUAUAAUCUGCAAAAUUCAAACGAUACCGAUGACGAUGAUGAUAAUAUUGCUGAUUUGCCAAGAUUACAAUUAUCAGCUGAAUUCCUCGAUUCGCGUUCAAUAUUCUUGUUAGAUUGUGGAAGACUGAUAAUUAUUUAUGUUGGCCUUAAUGUUCCAACUAAUAUUCUGGAAAAUGUUUUUGGUAUUAAAUCAACAUCAGAACUACCAGAUUAUUGUUAUGGUUUGCCAACAAUAAAUAGUCCCGAAAGUACUGCGCUUAAACGAUUUAUGUUGAAAUUAAAUGACGAUAAGCCAUAUCCACCACUUAUACAAAUCAUAAGGGAUACAAGUACGGCGAAACCAACAUUUAUUGAAAAACUUGUGGAUGAUCGAAGUGAAUCUAGUUUAUCAUAUUAUGAAUUUUUGCAACACAUACGGACUCAGGUGAAGUAGUACUUUAUAAGCUUAACUAAAUAAACUAGUAUAAUAAAUAUCGAGUAAAAUAAAAAAAAAAACUACAUUUGUGUAAAACUAAAAGAAAAAAUAAAUAAAAGAGAUACAAAUGUUAUGAUAAAAACAAUAAUAAAAAAAGAAGAAAAAAAAAAUAUAAACAAAAGAAACAUUUAUGUAUUUACGAAGCAAAGCGAAAAUUUAGCUAGAAAUUUAAGAAAACCAACAAAAUUUAUUGAAGUGAUGAGAAAUUUAAAA
Molecule: messenger RNA, 4316 nt
Organism: Episyrphus balteatus (marmalade hoverfly)
Lineage: Eukaryota; Metazoa; Arthropoda; Insecta; Diptera; Syrphidae
Gene: Sec24AB
Product: protein transport protein Sec24A
Exons: 14
Coding region: 600-4061 (1153 amino acids)
Biological process (GO): COPII-coated vesicle cargo loading; intracellular protein transport; endoplasmic reticulum to Golgi vesicle-mediated transport
Cellular component (GO): COPII vesicle coat; endoplasmic reticulum exit site
Molecular function (GO): zinc ion binding; SNARE binding
Source: RefSeq, a predicted model, not a curated record